Messenger RNA from Leptonychotes weddellii (Weddell seal), 2988 nucleotides. Lineage: Eukaryota; Metazoa; Chordata; Mammalia; Carnivora; Phocidae. The record is from RefSeq and is a predicted model, not a curated record.
GACGUCAUCCUGCAGUAGCGGGGAUGGGGUGGGAAUGAGCGAGAGAGUGAGGACGCCCGGCUCGAGAGCGAACGAGAAGCCACUGCAAGUCCCCCACCUCAGCCACCCAGGUUGGGGUCUGACUAGGUCUGCUCUAUGGACUAGUGUGGGCGGCAGGCUCUUUCCUCUCCCUGCCCCGCGGCCCACUAUCUUCCCUCCCCUCCUUGGAGAGACCCUGCAUCCCUCCCCCAAGGUGGAAUCAGCCGUCUGGAGGCUCCUGGGGGAGAGCAAUCGCCCGGCCCUGCCGAGCCCUGCCCACACCACACCAUGACCCUUCUGCUGUUGCCCCUCUUGCUGGCCUCCCUGCUCCCCUCCAGCUCCUGUAACAAAGCCAACAAGCACAAGCCAUGGAUCGAGGCAGAAUACCAAGGCAUCGUCAUGGAGAAUGACAACACGGUCCUGCUGAACCCACCACUCUUUGCCUUGGACAAGGAUGCCCCCUUGCGCUAUGCAGGUGAGAUCUGUGGCUUCCGGCUCCAUGGGUCUGGGGUGCCCUUUGAGGCUGUGAUUCUGGACAAAGCAACUGGAGAAGGGCUGAUCCGGGCCAAGGAGCCAGUAGACUGUGAAGCCCAGAAGGAGCACACCUUCACCAUCCAGGCCUACGACUGCGGCGAGGGCCCCGACGGGGCCAACACCAAGAAGUCCCACAAGGCGACUGUGCAUGUGCGGGUCAACGAUGUAAAUGAGUUUGCCCCCGUGUUUGUGGAGCGGCUGUACCGUGCUGCGGUGACUGAGGGGAAGCUGUACGACCGCAUCCUGAGGGUGGAAGCCAUCGAUGGUGACUGCUCCCCCCAGUACAGCCAGAUCUGCUACUAUGAGAUCCUCACACCCAACACCCCCUUCCUCAUCGACAAUGACGGAAACAUUGAGAACACGGAGAAGCUGCAGUACAGUGGUGAGAGGCUCUACAAGUUCACGGUGACGGCUUAUGACUGUGGGAAGAAACGGGCAGCAGAUGAUGCCGAGGUGGAGAUCCAGGUGAAGCCUACCUGUAAACCCAGCUGGCAAGGCUGGAACAAAAGGAUUGAAUAUGCACCAGGUGCAGGGAGCUUGGCUUUGUUCCCUGGUAUCCGCCUGGAGACCUGUGAUGAACCUCUCUGGAAUAUUCAGGCCACCAUAGAGCUACAGACCAGCCAUGUGGCCAAGGGCUGUGACCGUGACAACUACUCAGAGCGGGCCCUGCGGAAACUCUGUGGUGCUGCCACUGGGGAGGUAGAUCUGUUGCCCAUGCCCGGCCCCAAUGCCAACUGGACAGCGGGACUCUCGGUGCACUACAGCCAGGACAGCAGCCUCAUCUACUGGUUCAAUGGCACCCAAGCUGUGCAGGUGCCCCUGGGUGGCACAGCUGGGCUGGGCUCUGGACCCCAGGACAGCCUCAGUGACCAUUUUACUCUGUCCUUUUGGAUGAAGCAUGGUGUCACACCCAACAAGGGCAAGAAGGAAGAGGAAACCAUCGUGUGUAACACUGUCCAGAAUGAGGACGGCUUCUCUCACUACUCACUGACCGUCCAUGGCUGUAGAAUUGCCUUUCUCUACUGGCCUCUGCUGGAGAGUGCCCGCCCAGUCAAGUUCCUCUGGAAGCUGGAGCAGGCUGCCACGGGGCUGGUGCGGGCGGGGGUGCAGGCCGGCAGAGUCCUGGCUCGGGUGCGGGGUGUGGCGGCUGUCGCCCGGCUGUGUGCCCACAUGCUCUUCCCGGGCAUGUGCUUGUGCGUCCGCAUCUGCUUUGCCGCCCUCAGCUCUAAGCAGCUCUUCUACCCCCUUUCCUCCCUAUCUCCUGCUCUUCUCAAUAGGGCGCUAGUCCUCCUCCAGCUUGCAUGGGUAUUCUUCCCUUCUGGGCCAUCAGGAAUCCUGUCUUCUCUUACUCCAGGACUCCCUCUUCCCCCGGGUACGCCCCCAGCCCCCACUCCCUGCUGUGCCAAGUCCCUGCAGGUGUGCCUGGCCAGUCUCCUCACACUGCACGCUCUCCCUGCAGUGGUCCCUAGUGCGGCGACUCUCAUCAUUGUGGUGUGUGUGGGUUUCCUGGUGCUCAUGGUCAUCUUGGGCCUCGUGCGCAUCCACUCCCUUCACCGCCGUGUCUCAGGGGCCAGCGGGCCUCCAGAGGCCUCCAGUGACCCCAAGGACCCUGACCUCUUCUGGGAUGACUCAGCGCUCACCAUUAUUGUGAACCCCAUGGAGUCCUACCAGAAUCGGCAGGCCUGUGUGGCGGGGGCUGCUGGUGGCCCGCAGGAGGACGAGGACAGCAGUGACUCAGAGGCUGCGGACUCCCCUAGCAGCAACGAGAGACGCAUCAUUGAGACCCCUCCACACCGCUACUAAGGCUACACCCCUCCCCGAACAGAGAAUUCUGCCCUGGUGAGACAGAGACACCCCCAGAAAAGAGACAAUGACAUUCUGAGAGAAGAGACCAAGAGGGAGAGAGCUCUUCAGAAUGAGUCAUCCUUUAAUCCCCAAAUCCCAGUGGUCCUCACUGGGAUCUGCCUCCCCCUGCGCCCCCAGCCCACCUCCCUACUGUGCCUCUGGGCUCCUGUUCCCCAGAAGACUCUGGCUGCCUUCUCUGCCCCCAAGGCAGCGGCCCCUUAGCUUGCCCAGGUCUCUGUCUCUCCCCUACCAGCCAUGUGCUGCAUGGGGGGUGGGGGCGUCACUAGCGGCCAGGGGUGGGAUCGAAGGGAACCCUUCCCUACUCUCCUGUCCAUGGAGGCCUUCCUUCCCUGGGGCUCCCUCAGCUGGGCCUUCACGGCUUCUCUUCUGUUCCCUCCUCUCUCUCUCUUUCCAUUUCACUCCGGGGACCCCUGCUUCUUUACCUUGCCCACUCUCCUUCCUUUUCUCUCCUCUUUCCCCUCUUCUCCUUGCCGUAGGUCCUACAGCCCCUGCCCCAUCCUGCGUGACCUGGCUGUGGCUAGGUUGUGGGGAUGGCAGGAGGAGUGGCGGGGGGGGGGGACCCAGGUAUUA